ACCGAAAAUGAUGAGUCAAAUUCCUCUCCUAGCUCACCCUUUUUUUCAACUAAAGUAAAUGGAUUCUUCUUGAAGGCUGAAACGUGGGAAAUCCCAGAGGAAGAGGGGUUGAGGUCAUGGCCAAAACCGCGCUUUGACCAUCUAAUGUCUCCUUCCCCGCGGAAACACAUUCGAAAUCAGAAAACCAACAGCACUCUUCAAAUUCAGUUACCUUCUCCAAUCUGCUUCUGGCACUGGAGUUGACAUUUACGGAAUGCCAUUGUACAGAAGAAAGGCAAUUCCUUUGGCGGCUAAGCCCCCUGAUCUAAAGCCAGAUGAGUUAGUCUUCCAAGUUAGAUUCACAAAGGAGAUAUUCAGGGAUUAUGGUGAUUAUGUAAAGCGGAUAAAUCUUUAUAAACAGAGGAUCUGGACAUGCAAAUUAACUGGGAAAAGAAACUUGACAUAUGAUGAGGCACUGGUUUCAGAAAAGGAAGCUAGUGAAGAGGCCCAACGGUUCCCAAAAGAACUGAUGGCUCCAGUACUCCGUGAUGUUCAAUUUAGUAUGCUUAGUUUAAAAGAGCUUGCCAAUAUGAUUGCUACAAAGCUCCAGGGCUGCUUGUCAGAGGGUAGUGAACUGUAUGGCAGGAUGAAGAAUCAUGUUUAUCCAUGCAAGAUAAUAAGAGUUGUGAAGAAAAAUAAACCUCUAUAUCAGGUUUCAUGGAUGGACAAAUAUGAUGAAGUACGUGAAAAUACAUUGUUAAAGGAAGAAGAUCUUAUAUUACAGAAGCUCCCUUGUAGUAAAGGUGCUCUGAAGCUUUUCAUCAGAGAGUCUACAUAUCAUAGCUUUCCUUGGAUCAUACAUGACAAGUUGGCAAAAGUCCAUGGUAUCCCAACUCAUCUUCCAGAAGAGCUGAAAGGAAAAUUCUCUCUGCAGGAGGGGGUGAUUGUUAAAAACAGAAAGAGCGAGGACCAUGGUAUCCCAACUCAUCCCCCGGAAGAGCUGAAAGGAAAAUUGUCGCUGCAGGAUGAAGUGAUUGUCAGAAACAGAAAGAGAAAGAAAAAUGGAGAAAUACAAAAAGGCGUGGAAUUUAUUGAGUUGCCAGAUGACUCAGGUCCAAAAAGGACGGACAUAAGAACGGGAAAAGCAAAGUGUUUGAAGCAAGAAGAGUGUAUUGAAGGUGACACACCCAAGACACAUCCGAUUAAAUACCCCAUUGAUGAUCUCCUGGUGCAACCUUCAGACAGUGAUAAAAAACUGACUGAACGUCCUUGUCCACAACGUGAUUUCAAUGUCCCAAUGCAUUGUGUGGGGGAUCUUUUGAUGGUUUGGGAUUUCGGCAUUACAUUCGGGAAGCUUUUGCAUUUGUCACCAUUCUCUCUUGAAGAUUUUGAAAAUGCCAUAUGUCACAAGGAUAGCAAUGUUGUUCUCAUCAUGGAAUAUCAUGCAGCUCUUAUUCGAUUCUUGUUUGAAGACAGUGGGGUGUAUCUCACUGACACCCCAAAUAGAAAACACAAGCCUAAGAUUACAUUGAUCACAUGGACUGAGUACUUAUCUGAUUUCUUGGAAACGGCUGGUAUUGCUGAGAUGUCUUCUCAUAUCACAAAAAUUAAAUGUGGUCAGUAUGGCCUUCUAGACAUUCCUGCCAAAUUAGUUAUCCUACGGGAACUUGUUGCUCAAGCUCUUGAGUCCGACAGUUUCAAGCAAAAGCUGGAUGGGGAUAUCGAGAAGAGGCAGGCACUGGUUGCUGCAAAGAGGGAUGAAGUUAUGGAAGAAGGUAGAAAGAGGAGAGAAGAAAAAGAGCGCUCAAAGCCUCAGUGUGCUGGAAAAGAAACAAUAAACAACUCGAUAGAAUUUUUGGAUACAAUAAACAACUCUUCUGCUCAUUUAAAAAACCUUUCCUCUGAUGACAGCAAAAACAGACCAUCUGAAGUAACUUUUAAGAACGAUAAGAAGCAAGAGAUAAAUAUGAAAGCUGCAACUGAGUGCAUGGGCGAUUCACCAAAGAAAGAAGAUAACAAGAAUGAAAUUGAGAAAUCAACACAAAAUAAGUGCAAGGACCAUUCUCCAAAUGCUCAUAAAGUGCUGAAGAAUGAAAUAAAGGAAGCGCUUGAAAAUAGAAGCAAGGAACAGAGGAGGCAAUAUCUUGAGCGGGAAAUAGAGAAGACAAUAAUACGCACUAAUCCACUUGGGAAAGACAGAGAUUAUAAUACAUAUUGGUUUUUCAGACGUGAUGCAAGAAUAUUUGUGGAGAGUCCUGAUUCCACUCAGUGGGGGUAUUAUCGUUCCAAAGAGGAGUUUGAUGCUCUGCUGGGCUCACUCAAUGUGAAAGGUGUCAGGGAGAGAGCACUUAAAAAGCAAUUGGAAAAGUUCUACACCAAAAUCAGUUCGGAGUAUCAAAAGAAAACAAAGGAAGAAGCUCAAAGAGUUGCAAUGGAAGAAGCUGUUGUCCGCAGGUCUAGCCGCUUCAAGGCCCUACCAAGACCAGCAAAAGAUGAUCCCGCCCUUGCUUUCUUGAAGUACAUCAAUAAGUGGAAUACCACUAGACUGUAGAAGACUGCACUUUUUGCUUUAUUUGAUGGCGCAUCUAAAAGUAACCUUCUCUACCCAGCGUGGCCAUGAUAUGAAUGAAGAAUUCAUUCCAGUCCUAUAGCAAUGACUUUUAAACAGGAAAAACUCAAUUUUGUAGAUCAUGCUUAUGGGGCUAGUUUUAGACUUUUAGGUGUUAUUAUGCCCAGCCGAAGAAGAUAAAUUCUCAUGUGUUUGUCUUUUUUACUGGAGCAGAUAAUAGACAGUUUUUUAAUCAUCAUAAAAAAAUGUUUGGUAAACACAUUUUACGAGUUUCUACUUUCUACCAUUUCAAGGCUGAAGUCUAC
Messenger RNA from Cuscuta epithymum, 2853 nucleotides. NCBI's taxonomy places the organism in Eukaryota, Viridiplantae, Streptophyta, Magnoliopsida, Solanales, Convolvulaceae. The record is from the annotation of a GenBank genome assembly.